Molecule: messenger RNA, 1952 nt
Organism: Prorocentrum cordatum
Lineage: Eukaryota; Dinophyceae; Prorocentrales; Prorocentraceae
Source: the annotation of a GenBank genome assembly
AUGGGCGAGGACGCUCGCGCCGACCGCGAGUUCGUGGCGUUUGCGGGCCAGGGCCACCGCCUUGGCAUCGCAGGGGAGAUUGUGCCAUCUCGCCGAGCACCACCUGCUCCAGGUGCAGCGCCAGCAGCGGCGGGGCCAGCAGAGCCGCCAGCGGCGCCGCUGGCUGGGCCGUCAGAGCCACAUCCAUUGCUGGUCCCUGGAGUGAUCGCACUAGACUCCCAAGAACCUGAGGGGCCUGGAGGUGAACCAGAGUAUGCAGGUCCACCAGUUUCGAGCUACAUGGCGAAAGUGGAAGAGGCAUCCAAGUACGUGUCCAAGUUCACCGACCUCAUCACUGUCGCGAGCAGUUGGCUCGAAUGCCUGGAGGGCAACACGUGGAACCAGAGGCUGCGUGCUGAUGUUUGGGCACUUCUGCAGGAGAUGAAUACCUUCACCAACGAACAAAAUGAUAGCCGCUGGAGCAUCGAGAACAUCGACGGGAACGUGAACGACGUCCGCGACGGCUACGAGAAGUUUAACACGAGGGUGCUCAACCUGAAGAAGUGCAUGCCGCAGAAGUUGAGCGGCUGCGACGAGACGAAGGAGGGCGACGCUGACGAGGACGAGGUCGACGAGAAGGCGCUCUUCGGCGGACCAGACGUCGGACAAGGCGCACGGACGAAGGGCGCCGUUCACUCCACGGGCAACCGCAAGAAGAAGGGGGCGGCGUCGAACAUGGCGGCUGCAGACAAGGGCGAGAAGAAAAGGGCGGCGACGGGCAAGGCGGCCGCAGACAAGCCGUCAACGCCUGACAAGUCGAACGGCAAGAAGAAGAAGAAGGCGAAGGGCAAGCCGAAGGCAAAGCCUACGUUGAAGAGGCGCAACUCGGCGCGCCCACUGGAGAUGCCGCCGAAACGGGCCGCUGCGAAGCUGUCAUCCGUGGCGUGUGAGCUUACUGAGGAGGAGAUAGAGGCCGCCAGGAGGCUGCUGGCGGCCGCCGACCAGAAGAAGAUCAACAGCAUCAAGCAAGGCCUCAAGGCAUUCGCCAAUGCUAACCCCGACUCUGAGAUCACGAAAGAGAACCGCUACACCGAGAAGUACAUGAUGGCCUUCCUCGCGCACCAGGCCCGCUGCAGCGACGCGCAGAAGUCAGUGUCUGCGUCCAAGGAGGUGAUCAUCGGCAGCUCAAAGUUCACGGAUGUGGUCCGCAUGUCUGUGGAGGCUAUGGACCGCGAGAUCGGGCCUACCAAGGCCGCCCUGUGGCGGACAGUGCUGAAAGCAUACCCAGAUUCGCUCACUGGCCGCACCGAACCAGAAUACUUAGAAUACGCCGUGCCAAAGAACUGGGAGCGAAUGACAGAGCAGGAGAUGAAGAAGUUCUUCGUGACGGCGGGAAGUGAUGCUUCCCAGGACGACGUGGAGCAAGCCAUGCGCACUGGAGGUCCGAACAUGGAGCUGAUGGAUUCCGCGCCAUCGAGCAGCGGCGUCAACCCGACCGCAGUGAAGGUAGAGCCCGCCGACGCGGAGGAGCAGAAGAAGAAGGCUCUCGCGCUCAAGGUGGCCAAAGUCGAGAGCGACCUGUCACUGUUGGUGCGAGAGUUUCAGGACAUGAAUCUCGACGUGAGCCUCAUCAGGACCAAGGCGAAGACGAAGAACGACCCCUACCAUGCCGAGUUUCGCAGUGACGUGGAGGCUUGCCUGAAAAAGAUGAAGUCUACCAAAUCGAUCUUGGAGCGCAUGCAUACCGAGCAGGCGUCGCCGUCAGAGAUUCCCAAACUGAUCGAUCAGAUGGAGAUGCUCCGCUCGAAGUGCACGCAGAUCGUCGAGUUCUCGAAGAACAACGGGUACAAGGAUGAGGACAACAAGAAGCGGCGCAAGAAGUAGUGAGUCGUGGAGUACAGGCAGCUUCACCUCAGGCAGUUUGCCUGCGAGGUUGCGCACCUUCAGCGCUGCUGAGCACCGCGGGGAGUGGU